Linum tenue is the source of this 3523-nucleotide messenger RNA. The record is from the annotation of a GenBank genome assembly. NCBI's taxonomy places the organism in Eukaryota, Viridiplantae, Streptophyta, Magnoliopsida, Malpighiales, Linaceae.
GUGGACAAAAAACAAACAACAGAAUAAAAAUGAAAUAUAUAAAUGGAAAUCAUAAAUCCAAAUCAGCACAGCCAACAGUUUAAAAAAAGAAAAAAAGAAGGAAGAAAGAAAGAAAGAACGAAACUCAUAGCUCCGACCUCUCAGUUAGUCUCAUCUUUUCCGAUUCCCAAUGCCCUUCGUUUCAUUACACACCAAGCCUUCUCCCAUUCGACCAGCCGGCGAACCACCGUCCAUCACCUUCCCUCCAGAUAGGCUUCCAAUCUCGCCGAUGGAUCUCACGACCUACUCUGGCGGUUGCUCUUCCUCAUCACUCUGAACACUAAUUAUCAUCAAGAUAACCUUGGCGCUCUGUUUUCCUACUUCAUUUCACCAGAGCGACGCCUGUUCUCUCGGUUCAAGUAUUCAGUGGAUUGAUUGCCUGCAACUCCGUUGAUUCUUCUGUUUUCGCCUGGUUUGCGUGGGAAUUUCGAGCUCUUGGGGGUAUGAAGUUUUUGUAAGCAGAUUGGGAGAAGCUAGCGAGUGGGGAAGAAUUCUUGUUGUGUGUUGGGGACUUUCUUUUUUGGUUUAGUAAUGGUGUCUGGAAAUGACCCGAUGGAGCCUUUCCUCAAUUCAAUUCAAUUGGUGAGGGACGCUUUUACGCCCUUCGAGUUGGGAAUCCGAAAAGCUGCUAGAGAUCUUGAAAACUGCUGGGGGAGCGGCGGUUGGAAUAAUGACAAGGGUUUUAUGCACGAAUUGAGUUGCGGGGAAGGUGGGAAUGGUGUUCACAGCAACGCACAGAUCCUUGCCGUGGAGAAGAAGAGUGCCUGUAAUGGUGGUUGUGGUGGUAUGGCUGAAGAGAGGAAGAAAGGUUUAUCCAUCAGAGUUCCUGUUAGAGCUUUGCUGGGGUUGUUUUCCCCUAAUUUGGAGCAAGAGCGUAAGCGCAAUGGUGGCAACAAGGCUGAGGUGUCAAAGAAGGGGAGCAAAGGGAAGGGAGAGGGGAACUUAGAUGACUCUUGUACAAACUGCUUGAAGUUUGCUGUCACUUGGUCCGUGUUGGUCAAUGGAUUUGUUCAAGCGCUCCCUGUUCCUUUCAAGAACAGCAAGAAAAGGGUGGUUAAAGUGGCUGAUGAUGACAAAGUUAAUCUGCAGCUGUGCAACCAAGGGUCCAAUCCCAUCGAGGAUGGACUGAAGCAAAGAGAGUCGAACGCUCAGUAUGUAAAAGUUCUUCACAAGCAGAACUGGAAUGGGAAUGGUAAAGAGGGGAAGCAUGUAUCGGUUGAAUGUCUUAUAGGUUUUCUGUUUGAUCAUCUAGUUCAUAAUCUACAGAAAUUGGAUCAGAGUUUGCAGGAGAAUGAGAACAAGUCUUGUUAUUGCGAGUGUUCAAACCAACCACCGGUAACCUCACAUUUUGACCACCUGAAAGCUUUCAUGAGCCUUUGGGAGGCUCGCAGGAUAGAGGUGAAUGGAUUUUUGGGGAACUUAAGCUUUGCAAGAGUUGGUAGUGUUCCCCCGACUAUCGUUGGGGUGUCUUCUUCAGUGAACGAAGAAGGCGAUGAUGGUGCCAAUGCUGGCAGUACCAAAGAGACCGGGAGUGGUUUACCUCAGAAGCUGCUGGCAGGUGGUUUACUCAGUAUUCCCUUGUCCAAUGUGGAACGUUUGAGAUCAACCUUAUCUACCGUCUCAUUGACAGAGUUAAUGGAGCUUGUCCCACAACUGGGAAGGGCUUCCAAAGAUCAUCCUGACAAGAAAAAGCUGUUCUCUGUACAGGAUUUUUUCAGAUACACAGAGUCUGAAGGAAGGAGAUUCUUUGAGGAAUUGGAUAGAGAUAGUGAUGGUCAAGUGACUCUGGAAGAUCUUGAAAUGGCUAUGAGAAAGAGGAAGUUACCCAGGAAUUAUGCUAGAGACUUCAUGCGCCGUGCUAGAAGUCAUUUAUUUUCAAAAUCUUUUGGUUGGAAGCAGUUUCUGUCACUGAUGGAACAGAGGGAACCAACUAUUCUUCGUGCAUAUACUUCUCUUUGUUUGAGCAAGUCUGGUACCCUAAAAAGGAGCGAAAUACUGGCAUCACUUGAAAAUGCUGGACUUCCAGCUAAUGAGGAGAAUGCUAUGGCUAUGAUGCGAUUCCUGAAGGAAGAUGCAGAAGAAUCUAUCUCUUAUGGGCAUUUUAGGAAUUUUAUGCUUUUGUUGCCUUCUGAUCGUCUUCAAGAUGAUCCCAGGAGCAUAUGGUUUGAAGCUGCAACUGUUGUUGCUGUUGCUCCGCCUGUGGAAAUACCGGCUGGAAGUGUUUUACGGUCUGCUUUGGCUGGGGGUCUCUCGUGUGCACUUUCCACAUCUCUGAUGCAUCCUGUUGAUACUGUAAAGACUCGUGUGCAAGCUUCAACUUUGACAUUCCCGGAAAUCAUUUCGAAGCUUCCACAAGUUGGAGUCCAAGGAUUAUACCGGGGUUCUAUACCUGCAAUUGUGGGACAGUUCUCCAGCCAUGGCCUGCGGACGGGGAUAUAUGAAGUUAGUAAACUUGUGCUGAUCAAUGUUGCCCCCACUCUCCCAGACAUCCAGGUGCAAUCGAUAUCAUCAUUUUGUAGCACAUUUUUGGGGACGGCAGUGAGAAUUCCUUGUGAGGUGUUGAAGCAGCGUUUGCAGGCUGGUCUUUUUGACAACGUGGGAGAAGCAAUUGUGGGUACUUGGCAACAAGAUGGUCUAAAGGGUUUCUUUCGUGGUACCGGGGCUACCCUUUGCCGUGAAAUCCCAUUCUAUGUGGUUGGCAUGGCCCUUUACGAAGAAUCCAAAAAGGUUGCUCAACAAAUGCUGAGGCGAGAGCUGGAACCUUGGGAGACAAUCACCGUUGGAGCUUUAUCUGGUGGACUGACCGCUGUGUUAACGACACCUUUUGACGUGAUGAAGACAAGAAUGAUGACGGCCCCUCGAGGAAGACAACUACCAAUGUCAAUGGUUGCUUACUCUAUACUCCGCCGCGAGGGCCCCCUUGGGCUAUUCAAGGGAGCAGUGCCAAGGUUUUUCUGGAUCGCUCCCCUGGGUGCCAUGAACUUUGCUGGCUAUGAGCUGGCAAGGAAGGCCAUGACCAAAAGCGAGGAAACAGCAGCAAGCGAGGAUCUGUCUCAGAAGAAGUUGACCAGUGCCGGCUAGAAGAAAAUGUCAUGUAGUUGUAUAAACCAGAGCCUCCAGGUUUUUUGUCCAUCGAGUGGCUGGAAAAUUUUUGUGCUUUUCAGCAGCGUAGUUCAUCAUCCGUCGACGAUUCCCCUUUGCUCGACUCAGUUUACAUCUUCCUCUUUGUUUCAAGCUCAUUUGCUAUACCGUUACAGUGGCAGGACUCUCCAUGGGUUACACAUUGAUAUCUCUUUGUAUCUUCCCAGACUCAAAAGUCUCAUUUUUGUAAACAAUCCUGUAUCCAUCAGGUUUUUAACAUGUUUUGUUCUGAAUUUUGUGAAAUGAGCUGUAUAUAUGUAUGCAUGCUUACUUUAAUUUUAGAAUCAUAAAAGAUACUUACAGGUAGUACUCUUGCCCGUACUGUUUUUUUGUCUGUCAGUCU